UUGUUUGAGAGUGAGCACUUCAGUGUGGUGUUCAGCCCACUUGGUACGGCAAGGCUGUGACUGAGUAUAGUACCAGAGCCUGGCCUCCUCCUAUUUGGUUCCCUCUGAGCCAACCACAUCUCCACUGGUCACUAUUUGUGGUGGACAUCUCUUUGUUCUGAACAGAAAGAAGACCCUUGGGGACCAGCUAUAGCCUUCUUAGGCUGAAGAAAUGUCAACUAUUGGGAGUUUUGAAGGUUUCCAGCCUGUGUCUCUGAUGCAAGAGGGAGAAGAACAGCUGUUGGAGACAGAGCACCUGUCCAUGGAGGAGGAGGACCCAGGCAAUGGCCAAGCCCCCGGGCAGAUUUCACGACAGUCGAGUGUGACUAAGUCAACACUUCACCCCAAUCCUUACCACAAGCCUUAUAUCGCUAGGACGUACUUCGUUACACGGCCAGGGGCCAUUGAAACUGCUGUGGAAGACUUGAAAAGCCACAUAGCUGAGACUUCUGGAGAGACCAUUCAAGGAUUCUGGCUCUUGACAGAGAUAGACCACUGGAACAAUGAGAAGGAGAAAAUUGUGCUGCUCACAGAGAAGACUCUGUUCAUCUGCAAAUAUGACUUCAUCAUGCUCAGCUGUGUACAGCUGCAGCAGAUUCUCCUGAGUGCUGUCUAUCGUGUCUGCCUGGGCAGCUUUGUCUUCCCCAGGAUGUCACUGGACAAGAGACCAGGAGAAGGCCUUAGGAUCUACUGGGGGAGCUCAGAGGAGCAGUCCUUAUUCUCACGCUGGAACCCGUGGUCCACUGAGGUUCCCUAUGCGACCUUCACUGAGCAUCCCAUGAUGUACACCAGUGAGAAGUUCCUCAGAAUUUGCAAGUUGUCUGGGUUCACCUCUAAGCUUCUUCCAGCUAUCCAGAAUGCCCAGAAGAAUUCCACUGGCUCUGGAAGAGAAAAGGAAUUGACAGUGUUAACUCAACCCAUUUUAAUUGAGACCUACACGGGGCUGAUGUCGUUCAUUGGAAACCGCAACAAACUUGGGUAUUCCCUCGCUCGUGGGAGUAUUGGUUUUUGAGACUUUUUAAAUUUUAGUAUGCACUUGCAUCAAACAGAGAUAUUCCAUAAUUGAAGCACUUGUUUUAGCCCACUAUAUUUUUGCACUGAAACAGUUAAUUGCAUUUAAAUAGUACUAUAGGACUUUGAAUAUUUAGUGUCUCAGGAGAUCUGAAAGCUUGAUUGGACUGAUAGAUACACAUUUCAGGUCUCAAAGAAGAAUAACCAGUUUUCCUUAAAUACAGAAAAUAAAUACUACUGAGCCCAUCAAAUAAUGUUUCAAACGAGUUCCUGAUUAUAAACUCUGGAAACACGCUGUGGGGUCUUACUUCUCCUGGUCUUUAAAGGCAGACAUUUUCCAGGUCUUGAUUGUUAGCUCUCUGAUCCUGAUUUAUUUGCUCAUUAGGUUCCCACUGUCUCUAAUAUGUUAGCUACCACUUUUAUGCUUAUGACUUUCAGAUACAUAUCCCCAUCCCCGACAUUAUUCCAAGAUUCAGUUUUACAUUUUUUUCUGACAAUCAUCCACAUGGUUCCAAAACCUCUCAGAUUCAGGGUUUCCAAACUCCUGGAGUCCUUUGUGACAUUUUUGUGGUCUCAUUCAUUCAUCCCUGAAACCCACCAGUUCUGAGUUGUCAAAAUUCCCGGUCAGUUAUAUCCCAUAUAGUGCUACAUCUCCAUGAGGCUUAGGAUUGUUCCCUGUUAUAGUUUAGCUCUGGAAUGUCCCCCUCAAAGCCUCAUGUGCUCAGAUUUUCGAGGCUGACUGGAUUAUGGGAGCACUAUGGCUGACUAGCUGUUAGGAAGGGAAGCCUGGUAAGAGGUGGGUCAUGGAGGACAUGCCCUAAGGGUGUACCUCCCUCUCCAGCUGCUCCCUUCUCUCUCGGCCUCCUGGCCACCAGGACAUGAACAGCUUUUUUCCCCCAUAUCUUUCUGCUAUGCCCUUUCUGCCUCGAAGCUCUAUGACCAUGGACUGAAACUGUGAGUUAAAAUAAACCUCUCUUCUUUUAAGUUGGUGGUAUCCUGUAUCAUGUUUCAGCAAUGAGAAAAUGACUAACACAAAUCCUAAUAUCCAGAUAUCAAAUCUACAACUCAUUUUUCUUUCAAAAUUUUUCAAAUUCUCCUUCUGUUCUUUGCACUCACAGCGGUAGGAUUGGAUCCAUUUUUUAAUUAUGCUCACCCGAUUAUUAUCAUAGCCUUUUAAUUGGGAUCCCUACUUCAAGGCUGUUUCAAGCCAUCAUGCAGUUGGUUGUCAGUUUCCUGAAGCUCAAUUUGAUUUUAUAACUCCUUUAUCAAAAUUUUUCAGUUGCUCAUUUCCUUUUGUAGUUCACUGUUCAAAUAUAUUUUUCAAUAGUCGACUCUUUCCUUCUAAUAAAAUCUUCUGCAGAAACCUAACUAUAUAGAACAGAAAAAAGGUAAGACCAUUGUGGGUGAAAUAGAGAUGAGAAUGUCACUGAACUUUUCCUUUGUAAGUCCAAUUUGGAACAUCCAUGGAUCUCAGGGUUUUAAGGACCAUGUUUUCAAAACACUGUCCUACUUGGCUUUUGUCCAUUGGUCUUUUUCCUUUUAUUUCUUUUUUCUGUCUCCUUGACUCAGAUCUAAUGUUAAAUAACCCAAGAGAGUAUCUCAUCUGUUCUCAUCUCUCCAGGAUUCUUUUACUUUUUAUUUUAUAUCUGACUUUAUUUCCAGGUACUUAGAAAAGAAGCUUUAAUUAUUGAUCACCAUAAAUAUUAUCAAAAGAAGCCUUUUGCUUUUCCAAAGACACAAAAUUGAGAUACCUUGGUUGAUAUUCAAAUUGAAAAUUCUAGCUUUUUUUGGUGGUGGUGGGGUUUGUAGGAAGUGUAAUUUUAGGUUUUUCUUUGAAAAGCUUACUUCCGCAAUUUUGAACAUUUGUUCUCUGACACAUUCACAAACAUCAAUUUGAUGUAAACAUUCAAAACCAAAAUUUUGAGUAAAAAUUAUUUUAUUUUUUCCUUGUUUAUUUGCAUUAAUAUUCCUUUCCUUUCCUCUUGCUCCCUUUCAAUGCAUCCUCACUCCCUGAUGCCGAAUAUUUUUAUAGUCCUCAAGGCAAGGAACUUCAAUUCAGGCUGUGAAAGGAAAUCUUGAAAUCUUUAGCUGUCCUGUCAACAGUAGUGGGAUGAAAAGUUCUGGGAUUGUUUUGGCUCUGGAUCUGAAGCAGGCAUUAUUGGCAAAUUGUUGUAAUAUUGCUGGCCAAAAUCCCCAUAUGCCUCAAGACGGUGGCAUUUGUUGGUAAACCCCUCUGAAAUGUCCAGCACAUUCUUUGGAGUUACCAUUUAAGGAUCAUGCUGACAAUUUUUUUUUUUGCACAUUUGUCUCUCUUGUAAUCUAAGCCAGAUUGUUCCCAAAUGACCUUCAAAGGACACAGUGCAGCAGGAUCCAUGGAAGGUAUCUAGGACGAAAAGAACACAACAUUGUCCAGCCUCGAGUUCCGGUCUAUAACAAUAGUAUAAGCUUUUAGUGGAGCCAAAGGUAUUUCAUAGGAAGAAGGAUGAAGUAAAAGAUGACAUGAGAACUGUCUUUACUUUUCAUAAAGAGUGUUAGAUAAGAUAUUGUAUUUAUUAAUAAGUGGGAUAUAGAAAAUAGUAUUGUGACCAGAGGGUGAGAAUAUUCAGGUACAGUAUUCAGAGAGGAGGUCAAGAUUUAACAAAAUAAAACAAACAAUAAAAAAACAAGCUUCUUUACAGAACAAAGGGUUACUUCCUGAAACCCUAAACCCCCAAUCACUGGACGUAUUCAGGAAGGAAAAGGUAAAGUGGAUACUGUGAAAGUCACUGCUGCAUUACAACAUCUGGGGAGAUUAUAUAAUGUUUCAGGCCAGUGACCUUAUGAUUCUCCAAAUAAUUGUUGCUAAAUGUUUAUGUAGUUAGACAUCUUUCCCUUUGAAAAGAGCUGAAAGAGUCACAUGAUAUCUUGAAAAAAUUACCUUAACUUUCCUAAUGUUUAACAUUCUCAUAUCUAAAAUGGAGAUGAGACCACUUCUGCCCAUUUUAUAGAAGUCUUUUGAGGGCUCAACAACACGAGGUCAAAUUCUUCUUUUACUUGUGACUGAACACCUGCUUGGGGAAUGUUAUGACUUUGUAUUAAUACACGGGGCAACAUCCCAAGUAACAUGUUCACUGGGGACCAUGAACCCACUGACUACGGUUUUCUCUCUUUUUUUUUUGGUGUCAGGGAUUGAACUCGGAUCCUUACCACUUGCAAAGCAGGCAGUGGAACCACUGAGCUAAAUCCCCAGCCUUUUUCUUUUUUUUUUUUUAACGCUUUUCUCUUUGAUACAUGGUGUUCUCAUUUGUAUCCUUUGUUCUUAGCCUUAAUAGGGAGCCACAAACUAGGGGAAUUAUAGGUACACCUGGACUUUUUCUUCAGACUAUCAUCUGAUAUGUUUCCCAAAGGGGACCUGUAAAUUUAACGGGGAAUUGGAUUAGACACAGGGAGAAUUAAGUACAAAGCAUAUCACCACCAGAGUGUCUUGGUUGGUGGUCUUCUUUAUCUGAAAUUUAUCUCUCAGGAAUUCUCUCAAACUUUCUAAUAAGCCUCAUUUCAAAAACCGCUUGAGUGUUUCCAUUGACAGAUUCCUCACAAACUUCUGAUACAUCUUGGGUAGUUUUGACGGUUAGACAAUUUUCUUUGUGUUGACUUAGAAAUACUAAUGUUCUUCUGCCAUCUUUGUCACUAAAAUAAAAAUGGAUUGGAGUGAGGUAAGCUUAGGUUGGAUUUUCAGGCUGGAACGUGGGACAUUUGGGUACAAAGACAAAGCUGAUGGAUUCUCUAACAUUUAUAAGAGGGAAAGCAUAAAAAAUCACCAAGCCAGACUUUCCAGGGGUCAAAGGGCUCCAACUUUGAGCCAUCCUUUAAGGCAGAAAAGAGAAGCUAAUUUCUGAGUUAGUUACUUUUUUCUCUUUUGCCUUGAGGCCCAUUUUCUUUGUCUCUUUGUUGAAGCAUUACUAAGGAAGCCAGCUCACAGAGUCUUGAGGCUAAGGAAGCAUAUAAACCUUCUAAUCCAAUGCUUUCCUUUCCCUGAAACUGAAGCGAAGGCCUAGAAACUAGAAAUAAAUUGCACAAAAAGAAGUUGAUAAAUUCUUGCGAUACUGAGAUUAGACUAAAUCUUCCCAUUCCUAUUUUUCAAUUACUAUUCUUUCUAGUAUGAUAUUGGAAGGGCACAUCCUUUGAAUCAGUGUAUCACAAGUGCUGGGUUAAUUCUGAAGUGAGAAAACAAUAAGUCACAGUUGUUUAGGGGGAAUUUCCAGAAAUCAUUUUUAUUUUCUCAAAGGCUGAGGUCACUCAUAGGGCUCUCUGAUUUCCUAUCUGAUCGAAAUGCCCCAACAUAGCUGCGGAAGACAGCAGAGCCAGCAGGUAUUUUGUAAGGCAGAUUUACCUGUACCUGGCAUUUGGUAGGGCAGGAGAGGGAGGGCAAAAGUAUUAAAUUUAGGCUUAAAAGCGCCUCAGAAAUUCUUUACACAUAAGAGACCAAGUUGGAGAAAAGAAGAUGACUCGUGCCAAGGGGAAGAAAGAGAGAGGCUAAUGCCUGUGGUUUUCAAAAGUUAACAACAACAAAAAAGCCCAAGUAUUUGCACAGGGAUGAAUGCUUAUUGGCUCUGGACCAACAAUUAUACAAGGGCCUGUGCCCACAUCCUGUAGCUGUGGUUUAGGGACGCUGCUCAUGAGUGACUUCUUAUGCUUAGUGGCAGGAAACUUUAGUCACUGAUGUGUAAACUUACCUUUGGUCUGCACCUCCCACAAUGUACUCUGAAGGCAGUUUGGGGCCCUGGGCUCCUGAUUCCUUUGCAGACACCAUUCUCCAGAGGUAAAGGAAGAAAUUCAUUUUGGGGAGGCCUUGGGAGCAACUGAGGUUCAUCAAUGCUUGCCUUGCUCUACCCGAUUAUGGCAACACUUUAGGACAAUUUUUUAGUCCCAAGAAGGAAUUAUGAUAGAUUCACUAAAUCCUCUCUUUAGCCUCAAAACUCAUUGCAAAAUAAUGUUAGCCAUAUUUCAUUUCAGUUGCUGUAAUCAGCGUGAAAUAUGAAGGGCAAUGUCAUGAGCUAGGUUCCUAACCUGGAUUAUGUGUCUCAUAUGCUGUUUUAGGCUCAGAAUUUUUAAAAACUUCUGAAGAAAUGUCCAAGAAUUCCCUUCUUCAGUGAAGCUUAAUGGAAUGCACAAGCCCAGUUUAAUUAACUUUUGCACUUGUAAGAUACAUAUGAGAGAUCACGAGGCUCUAUUAUGAAUGCAGAAUGUAUUGGGAUUAAAUUCGCUGAACCACCACUUUGCCUCUGGUGUCUUGUCUAUGUUUAUCCCACGCAUCUCAGAAAUUUUCUUUCCUUCCUUUCAUAUUCCUUACUGUUUAUGGAAUAAUUGAAUUUGAGGUUGAAAGGGGCCUAAAAGUUCACCUUGUUUGUCCUGCUACCUAUUGCCAGAACAAAAAUAUGUACACCAUAAACACUCCCUGAGCAUAGAACCCUUCACUUUCUAAGGAAGUUACUUCUGUUAUCAAUGGGCAGAAGGAGCGCUUUGUUCAGUUUACAUAGAAAUCACAAAUAGGCAAAGUGCAGUAGCUGUCAACAGACAUGAGCUUUGAAUGGCAGUGUCUAUCAACUCUUAGAGUUAGUGGUCCUCUGCCAUUUUCUGGCAGUUUGAGACAGCAGCUACUUGCAGCUCUGGGGAGCUCUUCCAGGGACCAAAGAUGGAGACUUCCAAUGAUUCUCUGUUGCUCUUUCUCAUUGGCUGCUGGCCACCUUCAGAGAGGGUGCUGGCUGCUUCCAUAAACCAAAAGAGGCAGAAAUAUGUCAUCUGAAAGAGGCUUUACGAGGACCUGUGCUGCAGCAUAAGGGAGCAGUACAUGGAAUGACCCACUAGAGGUACAGGGAGUUUGCUUAUAGAAAGAAAAAAUGCAGCCUCAAGCAUGUGCAGUUCGGUCAUGUGAAGGGGGCGCCUCUUGUAGACCUAACUGAAGAUGGCUACAGAGGGUCAGAGUCAUCCAGAGAGGCUGCCGCUGGAGUCAUCUGGAUGGACUUGCUAAAAGUCUGCCAAAGCAAAUGUCUUUUGGAGGCUGGAAGGUGACAGGACAUCUGACAUGGCCAUGAUGAGCCGCAAGGUGUUUGGAGCAGCCAAGGAAAAAUGAAUAAAUAAAUAGUAUCUCUUUGGGAGUGAGAGGUCUCUCCUGUCUCAUUUCCAUUAAGUAAUUGCAUCAGGUAGGUUUUUCAGCAUAUUGCACUCAAGUCUUCUGCCUUGGGAAGUUAUUGAUUUUGUCCUAGACCUUCUUUUGUUGUUACCCCAAAUAAAUCAAUUUCCCGUUUCACAUGGUCACACUCUGAAUGAAGGAAGUGAACUGGUACUCUCCAACACAUAACGAUGGUGGUUUUAUUUUUGUUUUCAUUUACUGACUCCAAAUUUUCUGUUACCACACAAAUUUUUAUGUGAUACAUUAUCCAGGGCCCCUGUCGAACUUGUCCUUUCCUUAUGGACUAUCCUAUUUGGUUAACAUUUCUAUUAAAAUACUACAUGUAACACUUGACAUUGCAGUUCAAAUAUAAGUUGACAACUGCAGAUUAGAAUGGUGUUGUUCUGUAUUAACCACUUUGUUGAUAUUAAUAAAAUCCAGGUUUUCUCUUUCAUACUAUUUAU
Heterocephalus glaber (naked mole-rat) is the source of this 7662-nucleotide messenger RNA. It is a transcript of the gene Tprg1, whose product is annotated as tumor protein p63 regulated 1. The record is from RefSeq and is a predicted model, not a curated record. Lineage: Eukaryota; Metazoa; Chordata; Mammalia; Rodentia; Bathyergidae. Gene Ontology annotation, cellular component: cytoplasm.